This is a messenger RNA of Ostrinia furnacalis (Asian corn borer), 3468 nucleotides long. Its product is annotated as neuroligin-4, Y-linked. The transcript is spliced from 10 exons. The record is from RefSeq and is a predicted model, not a curated record. Bases 80 to 3322 code for a protein of 1080 amino acids. Lineage: Eukaryota; Metazoa; Arthropoda; Insecta; Lepidoptera; Crambidae.
AGUCGAAAGUCAACGAAAAACGGAAGAUGAUGAAGCGCGAAAUGAUGGCAGUGAAUUAAAAAUGAUAACAUGAUGAAAUAUGUUUCAAAACGGACAGUUCCACAAGGCGCGGACUAAACCCUGUGAUUCGAGCAUGUGUCAGCAUGUUCACGAAAAAUGUUCGCGUAACAAUACAAAAACCAAAUAUCCCGCCCAAAAAAUAGUAUGUUUCAAUUUGUACAGUUUUAUCGUUGUGACAUUUUUAUCUCUGCGCGCAGUUAAUUCCAAUACUACAAACAUGAAUCGACAUUUGAGUGAAACAUUCGUUGCUGGCAAAGAUUUCAAAUCAAUAACUGAUGUUCAUCAAAGUGAUCAGCCCAGUGAAGAUAAUUACGAAGAUCAUGACCCAGUACAUGGAAGUGAAAACGUAGAUUAUACAAAAGUCAAUUUCGAACACAAUCCUUAUUACAAUAGCGAGCAUUUUAUACACAAUAAAUUUUAUAACAGUGAAAACAAUGUGUACAGUAACUACGAGGACUACAAAAACUUUUACUUGAAUCCCAAUAAUCCAAUUCCUAAAUCGAGUGUUAAGUUUAAAAUUAGUAGUAGAAUAGUGCAGACUAAAUAUGGGAAAUUACAGGGCAUUGUUUUGGCUAUGGACGAGCACAGAUACUUGAGUCCUCUAGAAGUUUUUUUAGGUGUUCCAUACGCAACGCCUCCAGUCGGAUCCAAUAGGUUUAGCCCCACAAGAACGCCCUCCCCAUGGGACGGCGUCAGGGUCUCCGACAGGCCAGGUCCCGCUUGCCCGCAGAAACUACCCGACCUAGACGAUGAGCGGACCAUGUUAGAGAAAAUGCCUAAAGGCAGACUAGAGUAUUUAAAAAGACUGAUGCCUUAUCUUAAGAAUCAAAGUGAAGAUUGUCUAUAUUUAAACAUAUUCGCACCUUUGCAAAUGGACGAAACAAAGCUGGCACUGCCAGUCUUAGUAUACAUCCAUGGAGAGAGCUAUUCAUGGAGUUCCAGCAACCCUUACGAUGGCGCGGUUCUGGCCAGCUACACGGAUUUGAUCGUUGUCACUUUGAACUUUAGGCUAGGUGUUUUAGGAUUUUUAAAUGCAAAUCCAGCGCCGAACAUAAAAGCGCGCGUCGCCAACUACGGGCUGAUGGACCAGAUAGCCGCGCUGCAUUGGGUGCAGCAGAACAUAGCUCUCUUUGGAGGCGAUCCAACGAACAUAACGCUAAUGGGCCACGGGUCUGGUGCGGCUUGUAUAAAUUUUCUUAUGAUAUCGCCAACUGUGAUGCCAGGGUUGUUCCAUAGAGCAAUACUUCUAUCAGGAUCAGCACUAAGCUCUUGGGCUAUCGUAGAUGACCCCGUCUACUACUCCCUGAAACUAGCCAAGCACAUGAACUGUAGUAUACCAGACGACCUCACAAAAGACCACGAGAUCAUAGUAGACUGUCUGAGAGAAGCGACGAUAGAAGAACUGCUGUCAAUAGACAUAUCGCCUCCUAACUUUUUGACAGCAUUCGGUCCAUCUGUAGACGGAGUGGUUAUAAAAACGGACUUCGCGAAGGACUUUCUCACAAUGUAUUCGACAGGAGACUUUCCUAGUUUUGGGCCUCUAAAUAACAUGAAUUUGAAUCUCAAUAUUCAUAAGAAAAGAAGUGACAGUGGGAGAAGGUUGUUCCAAAAUAAGUAUGAUCUGCUGUUCGGAGUUGUGACAAGCGAAGCGCUAUGGAAGUUCUCAGCUCACGACAUUCAGAAUGGAAUCGAGCCUGACAAAAGAGACAGGAUGUUGAGGACCUACGUGAGGAAUGCAUACACGUACCACCUGAGCGAGAUAUUCUACACCAUUGUCAACGAGUACACCGACUGGGAACGAACGGUAGAGAACCCAAUAAACACUAGAGACGCGACGGUGGCCGCGCUAUCGGAUGCCCAGUACGUGGCCCCACUGGUACAAAGCGGGGAUUUGCUGAGCGGUGGCCCCAAGCCGGCCCCUAGCGAUGAAGAUGGACCUAGACGGCCUACGAAGACGUUCUUCUACGUGUUUGAUUAUCAGACUAAGGAUGGAUAUUUAAAUCCACAAAGAAUGGGAGCAGUCCAUGGCGAAGAGUUGCCUUACGUCUUCGGAGCUCCCCUGGUGGAUGGGUUCGGCCAUUUCCCCCAAAAUUACACCAAGUCUGAAGUAGCUUUGUCAGAGUCCAUCAUGUUGUUUGUGGCUAACUUUGUGAAGACAGGAAACCCGAACGACAACGUUCGGCAGGAGGUCGUGCUGCCGGCCUCGAGGGAGAGGAACAAGUUCCGAGGAGUGAGCUGGGAGGAGUACGACUCGACGCAUCAGAAGUAUUUGGAAAUAGGGAUGAAGCCUCGGCUGAAGAACCACUUCAGAGCGCAUCAGCUGUCGGUAUGGCUCAGGUUGGUUCCAGAACUCCAUAGAGCUGGUAUGGAGGAUGUAGCCGCAAGACACAAUCUCUUCAGAAACCACAACGAGCAAGAACUCUACGAAGGCGUCGUCAGACCAGAUCCUUUGGCUAGAAACAUCAACGAUAACGAAAUCAAAAGAACAAACGGAUCGUAUUCGGAUACAGCUCUAACAACAGUCGAUACGAUACUGGCUACAUGUGCAACCAUUCUGCCUGGGAGAGAUCUGCAAACGGUCAAUGCUACUGAUAAUACUCUAGCCAAUUUGGAAGCAGCUGGGUAUGCAGCAUAUUCCACUGCUCUAAGCGUCACCAUAGCAAUAGGAUGUUCACUUUUGAUUCUUAACGUACUGAUAUUUGCUGGAGUGUAUUACCAGAGAGAUAAGUCUAGAUCCCGAGGCAAGCAGCAGAGGUUCAACGAAAAACAUUUCGAGACGAUAUCUGGGAAGCAUUCCCAUUACCACAUGGAUCCAACGCACGCUCCAAGUUUGGUUGUGGAUGUUGAGAGGCAGAAUAGAAAAAAGCACAUGAUGGGGUCCGACGCUCACUUAUCGGGCUUAAACUUCAAAGGGCCGCUAGACGUUCCGAAGUCCCCGCCAAGUCCAACUAUGAGCAUCGACAACAUGAUGCUGCCGAGCAAACUUGGCAGCCGCAACAGUAGUUUUAGGAUACCCAACGUGAGUUACCCUCAGAUGGGCGGGUAUGCGACUAUGCCCAAGAAUUUGAACAAGUUUAAUAACUCGCCCCCGAUGCAGGAACUGAGGCAACAGAAAUUCCAGCCUCCGAACGGCUCUACAGCGCAAGGCUCCCCUGGGAGGGACGGCGAGCCGAGGGGAGGCCCUCACGCGACCCUACGGAGGGGUAAAGCCUCCCACACCCCCACCCUCCCGCAAGCUGCCAUCGACGAAAUGAGAGUGUGACAGUUAAUUCCAUCUGACUUUACAUUACAGGAUUAAAAAGUGUUUCAAGCUCUUUGAAAAGUGUAAUUCGUAUGUAAUUUGAUGCCAUUGUAAAUAGUGUGUACGGAUGAGUCGAGUUUUUUUAGGGAAAAAAAAUGUUAACGAGU